CGAUACAUAAGCCAUUUCCGAUAAACGUUGUGAUCUGGAUAACUUACGAUCACAGACAGAUAAACGUUAUCACAACGAGAUAGGAACAUGAUCUGCAGUCAAUGCUUAGUCACCAUUUGGUUCCACCAAAAUGAAGUUAUCCCACACAAUCUUUAUUUCAUUAGGUGUAUUCUGCUUGUCCACUGCAACGACACCAUUGCCACUAACCGAGGAGUCAUCAGCUCGUAUAGUAAAUGGAUACGCCGUUGACAUCUCACAAGUUCCAUAUCAAGCGUCACUGAGGCGAAGGACUGUCGGGGGCUGGGCGCAUAUGUGUGGCGCUGUAGUCGUCAGCGCAAGAGGAGUGCUUACUGCUGCUCACUGCGGAGUUAGUUAUGUUGACCAGCCAACUUCAGUGGCGGCAGCGGUGGGCUCAUCGCAGCGCAACUCCGGCGGAACAUCUUAUACCAUAUCACGCUUCUUGAUUCAUGAGUUGUACAGCACUAUGACAUUGGAGCACGACAUAGCUCUAGCCAUAACUAGCCAGAACAUCGCCUUCGACCGUACUGUCGCAUCGGUGUCCAUUGCACCAGUUGGCAUGUCGAUUCCACCAAACGCAGAAGCUCUUGUUACAGGGUUUGGACAAAUCGCCACCGGUGAUGUUGCGUCAUCGGUGCUACUGGCAGCUCAAGUCAAGAUCGUCGACCAAACGUCAUGUCUGAAGGCAUACCUCCGCAUUGCUGCUAUUACCCCGGGGAUGAUUUGCGCCAUUGGCACCAGCCCAUUACGAGACGCCUGCCAAGGGGACUCCGGAGGUCCCCUGGUCUAUGACAACCGACUUAUCGGGAUCGUGUCGUUCGGAGAGGGCUGUGCCGACAUCAACUAUCCAGGCGUGUACACGCGGGUUUCUGCAUAUGAGUCCUGGAUCUACCAAAAGUUGACGGAAAUAUGACACCGAUGAUGACCUACAUACACUGUGAAAUUUAAAUUUACUAGAAGGAUGCAGAAAAGUAUUAAAAUUAUAUAAGUAUGUAUAUUUAUUAAUUCUAGUACAUGAAAAUGAUACAUAAAAUAAUAUUUUAGAAUGAAAAGAAUAUUACCAACAAUUUCUAUUACUUCUUAGAUUCUUUUGUUUGCCUACACGAAAUGUUAGACGUAAUAACGAGCUUACUGCUGAAAUUUUAAUGGAUCGUUUCAGCCUAGAGCAGUCUAUAGAUUUUUAAGGCCUAUAUUACUAAAUGGUAACACAGGGAUAUUAUCCGUAAGGGAAUUCAAAUACGUUUGCUGCUUUUUGCAAUAGCAUCUAUUAGCACGCCAAUCGGCAUUAACCUUCAAUUCCUGGAUUUACUUUGUCAGUGAGAAAUUUGGUAAUUGAUGAGAAAUAGCCAACGUAAGUAUAACAAACAGAUCCGUUUAAGUAUUAAAACCGUAUAAAAGUAGCACAAGUGGAUUACAUAAAGUUAUCGAUUGAUAAACCACCGAUGAACGACAAUGGUGACGUUAAGCAACCUAAUUUGAAUACAAACAGCUUUCUACGGCGCCUGCCGUAGGUACUUACAGGCCUGGUGUCAAUGACUUAUCGAUACCGUGUCGAUUUACAUAUCGUAAUAAUUAUAAGAAACUGUUAACUCAC
Molecule: messenger RNA, 1612 nt
Organism: Chilo suppressalis (striped riceborer)
Lineage: Eukaryota; Metazoa; Arthropoda; Insecta; Lepidoptera; Crambidae
Source: the annotation of a GenBank genome assembly